CCCUCGAGAUAUUAUCACCCUUCGCGCAGAGGCCGAUUGGGGAAUGAUCUCAACUUGCUCUUCGCGUAGGGCAGCAAUUAUUUUAGGUUUGGGCAACUGAUCGCCCAAAUAUGAUGAUGAUGAUGAUGAUAAGUCCGUGCACUUUCCUUUGUUGGAUCAUCCUUACAAGCUCCUUCACUGUUAAUGUGGUGCUUUCGAAAACAGAUUCCCAACAAGUUUCAGCCCUCAAUGACAUGUAUCAGUAUUUGAAGCCCCAUUCCAAACUUGAUGGAUGGAAAUCCGAUGGAGGAAAUCCUUGUGAUGAUUCUUGGAAGGGUAUCAAGUGUUCUGGUUCCGAUGUCACUGAAAUUGAUCUAUCUGGCUUGGGGCUCACUGGAUCACUUGGCUUCCAGCUUGAUAAGUUGGAGAAAGUUACCUACUUUGAUGUGAGCAAAAACAACCUGAAGGACAACAUACCAUACCAACUUCCUCCUCGCACAAAACACCUGGAUCUUUCUGGAAAUCAAUUUGGUGGAACUGUACCUUAUUCAAUUUCUCAGAUGACUGAGCUUAAAUCCAUGAAUCUUAAUCAUAAUAAGCUAAGUGGAUCACUGAGUGAUUUAUUUGGAAAACUUACAAAACUUACUGAGAUGGAUCUCUCCUACAAUUCAAUAUCAGGCAGUUUGCCUCAGGGUCUUAAAUCCCUCUCAAGCCUCAGCAAAUUGCACAUACAGAACAAUCAGUUUACUGGAUCAAUAAAUGUUCUUGCUGAUCUUGAACUUGACGAUUUGAAUGUAGCAAACAACCAAUUUAAUGGAUGGAUUCCGGAUGAGCUGAAAGACAUCAAAAAUUUAGAGACUGGCGGAAAUAGUUGGUCUACUGGAUCAGCUCCUCCUCCGCCUCCUGGGCAGAAAGCUAAACCACACACCAGGAAGUCGGAUAAGGAAUCUGGAAAAUCUGGCCUGGGUAUAGGGGCCAUUGCUGGGAUAUUACUGGGUGUUUUGUUGCUACUUGGUGUUAUAAUUGCUCUAUUGUCAAGAAGAAAAAGAUCAUCACCUUCCUCCCAUUUUCUUGAAGAAGAUAAAUUUAGCCAGCGUCAACCUUUUACUCCUCUUGCAUCUCAGGAGUUAUCUAGUAGCGUACGUGCCAACAUGCAGGAGGAAUUCAGAGCUGCAGAAAAACAUUUGCAAACCUCUUCCUCAAUGGCUCUUAAGCGUCUUAAUUCAGAGCGUCACAAGUCUUUUAAUGAGAAGGAGCUGAAAAAUGCUCCACCUUCAGAUCAUCUCAAGUCGUUCAAUGAUAAAGAGUUCGCAAAUCCUAUGAAACAGAGCAGUUCAGUUAAGGUAGAUCACUAUCCAUUAGCUGAUUUGCAGAAUGCAACUGGUAACUUUGCAAGUUCUCGCCUUCUUGGUGAGGGAUCAAUUGGUCGAGUAUACAUGGCAAAAUAUCCAGAUGGCAAGGUUCUGGCGGUACAGAAAAUAGACUCCUCUUUUUUCCAAGAUGGGCAGUGCACAGAAUUCACAGAAAUUGUUGGCAAAAUUUCCAAUCUUCACCACCCAAAUAUAGCUGAAGUUAUUGGUUAUUGUUCAGAACAGGGACAGAAUAUGUUAAUCUUUGAGUAUUUUAGAAAUGGUUCACUUUAUGAAUUCCUUCAUGUGUCAGAUGACUUCAGUAAACCUCUUACAUGGAACACAAGAGUCAGAAUUGCUCUAGGGGCCGCCCGUGCUCUUGAGUACCUGCAUGAGGUUUGUUCUCCAUCAUGUCUCCACAGGAAUAUAAGAACUUCAAACAUUGUGCUCGAUGCUGAAUUGAAUUCUCGUCUCUGUGAGUGUGGCAUGGCAAUGUUUCAUCAGCGAUCAAGCAAAAACUUGGAUGCUGGAUACACUGCUCCAGAAUGCACAAAACCUUCUGCAUAUACUUCGAAGAGUGAUGUUUAUAGCUUCGGAGUUGUCAUGUUGGAACUAUUGACAGGGCGAAAGCCUUUUGACAGUUCAAAGCCAAGAUUAGAACAGUGCCUGGUCGAAUGGGCAUCGCCACAACUACAUGAUCUAGAUGCCUUAGAGCAAAUGGCUGAUCCUGCUCUGCGUGGACUUUAUCCUCCUAAAUCUCUCUCUAGAUUUGCCAAUGUGACUGCUCUGUGCGUUCAGUCGGAGCCAGAAUUUCGACCACAAAUGUCUGAGGUGGUCCGUUUAGUUCAAAAGUCGAAUAUGAGCCAGAGAGGUGAUGAUGAUGAUUACUGAUACUUUCAGGUUCUCGGCAAAAAAAAAAAGGGAAGAAGAUCUUUUCAGACUUGAGAAGACGUGACUCCCAUUUUUUUUCUUACUUCAUCUUCUCCUUUAAGAAAAUCAAGUGUUAAAAGUUGUAUUGGUUUUAACCAUC
Messenger RNA from Solanum verrucosum, 2358 nucleotides. Its product is annotated as protein STRUBBELIG-RECEPTOR FAMILY 5-like. Bases 111 to 2219 code for a protein of 702 amino acids. The transcript has 17 exons. Gene Ontology annotation, biological process: protein phosphorylation. Lineage: Eukaryota; Viridiplantae; Streptophyta; Magnoliopsida; Solanales; Solanaceae. The record is from RefSeq and is a predicted model, not a curated record. Gene Ontology annotation, molecular function: receptor serine/threonine kinase binding; ATP binding; protein kinase activity.